AUGAAAGAUUCUUGGUCCUCCAACAGCACCACUUCCACAGCUAUACGCCUUGUUGGCUCACCGUACGGAACCGACUCUCCCUUCCAACCAACUUUCACCUAUCCGAUCUAUGGCGAGGCCGAAACUAUCUACGGUUAUGAGGGACUAGCUAUCAAGCUGAGCGUCGCAUCAGGCAGCCUCGUGCCGUUGCUUGAAGUCACAUACCGCGCAAAGAACGAAGCUACCACGGCCGAAAUCGACGAUGUCGAGGGAAAGAUCAAGGAAUUCCUUGCACCUGAUUUCCUUUCCACCUCCAGCCCUUCUGCGAUGGAAGAGUUUGAAACAGUGGUAAAGGCGGACAAAGAAUUUCGACCGUUGGGCGACAAAGUGCACAGCUACACGCGUGGCAAAGUAGACAAAGGCAAAGCCAAAUCGAGCACAGCAUCGCUCGCCUCUUCCACCCUAUCCGCAAGUGACCCGAACGCAAGAGUGUUCGAAAUCUACCGAUCCACCUGGCAUACACCUGGAUUCCGCGAGUAUCACCGUCGAAUGCAACUAUUUACACUGCUCUUUAUCGAAGGUGCGAGCUACAUUCAGGAGGACGAGACUAAUUGGGAGUUUUUCACGCUCUACGAGAAAGUCUCGCGCGACGACAAGCAGACAUGGCACUUUAUGGGCUAUACAUCACUCUACAAGUUCUGGUGUUGGCCCGAUUCGUCUAGGAUCCGGUUGAGCCAGUUUGUCAUUCUACCGCCAUUCCAAAAGCAAGGUCAUGGAGGAGCGCUCUACACUACAGUGUAUGAUCAGAUUCGAGAGCGCGCCAACGUGACCGAGCUCACGGUGGAGGAUCCAUCAGAAGAUUUUGAUCGGUUGCGGGACGGAAAUGAUCUGCGCAGGUUGUUGGCUCCAGGUGGAUUUGCGGAUUCCGCGAAAGCGCAAAACAAACUUCAUGCGCCAUUGGACAAAGAAUGGAUCGAGUCGCAACGACUGCAACACAAAUUGGCCCCACGUCAGUGGUCGAGAGUGCUCGAAAUGGUGCAGCUGAUGAACCUGGAUACUACGGAUCAUGAGCAGGUCAAGCAGUACAGGCUUCAGGUAAAAGCGAGGAUCUACCGCCAGAACAAAGACAUUCUGAUGCAACUGGAAAAGCAGCAACAGAGAAGCAAGUUGCAAGAAACCUUUGAGGGUGUGGUGGAGGAGUAUGGUGACAUGGUGGGCGUAGAUGUUGAGGAUCUGCUGGAUGAUGGACCGAGCGGCACAGGUGCGCUGUACGGCGCAGAUGAGGAGGAGGAUCAAGAGCAAGGGCAAGGGGACAGGCACUAUAGCAACGGGAACGGUCCGCCGCGCAAGAUGGCUCGCCUCGCAUGA
Messenger RNA from Mycosarcoma maydis (corn smut), 1347 nucleotides. Its product is annotated as histone acetyltransferase catalytic subunit HAT1. The transcript has a single exon. Bases 1 to 1347 code for a protein of 448 amino acids. Gene Ontology annotation, cellular component: nucleus. The record is from RefSeq and is a predicted model, not a curated record. Lineage: Eukaryota; Fungi; Basidiomycota; Ustilaginomycetes; Ustilaginales. Gene Ontology annotation, biological process: subtelomeric heterochromatin formation. Gene Ontology annotation, molecular function: histone binding; histone H4 acetyltransferase activity.